AUAUUGGCCAUUCGUAUUUUGGACCUUUUAAUAUUCGAAAAUACGACCCGAUUCGGAAUGUGUUUGGUUCGGUUUGUAUUUUUUUGUGGUCCGGUUCAGAUUUCGAGUUUGGAUUUGGAGAAAAGCUUGUGUUCGAAAUUCUAGUGUUGUAGAAUUGACUGUUGAAGUCGUCUUCUUCUCUCCGGCGAAACUGGCACACCAAUAUUGACUGUAGAAUUCUUCGGCUAUUUUGGAGAAAACAGUCACGCCCAGUCGCCCAGAUGGUUGGAGUCUUGGAGAUGGAAUUGGGCACUAGUGGAGCUCUGAAAGUUUUGAUUAUGCAUUUCAAAUGUUCGAUUCUGGAAACUAAGAGCUGGCGACAAGAACAUGGGAACAUCACGGGAUUUUUAAUCUGCGGUCAAUCAAUGGAUUCAGACUUGUGAAAGUUCUCGUCUUUCGAUAUGGUUGCAGAGUAUCGGUGGCUAUCUUUCACUGGUUCUCAGCGCAAGAAGCUAAACGGACAUGGAAAUGACAAUGUUGCGUAUUUGAAUGGGUAAAAUAGUUGGACUUUGUUUGUUGAAGUUAUGUAACUAUUUUGAUAAAAUUUUGUUUGUAUUCAUUAAAUAGGGUUUAACUUGAUCCUGUAUAAAGAUAAGUGUGGUUGAUCUGGUCAACAUUGUUUAUAGGUGCUUGAAAAUAGUUCUCACUAAGUCCCUCUGUGUUUUUGUUUUGGCUUUCUUACUCUGUUUGCUUCUUAAAAUAAUCUGAAGAAGAUAGUUUUUGGAGAGGAAAAAAACCAGAUGGGGAAGAAGAGGAUAGUGUUCUUUGCUUAUUUGCCCUUUUUUACCAUCUUUAUGAGUUUUAGCUUUGCAGGGAUAACCAAAGAGAGUCCCUUUUCAAUUGGACAAACUCUCAGCUCCUCUAAUGGUGUUUAUGAAUUGGGAUUCUUCAGUCUUAAUAACUCCCAAAAUCAGUAUCUCGGAAUUUGGUUCAAGAGUAUCAUUCCCCAGGUGGUUGUGUGGGUGGCUAAUAGAGAAAAGCCUGUUACAGACUCUGCGGCAAAUCUCGGUAUCAGCAGCAAUGGUAGUCUUCUGUUAUCUAAUGGCAAACAUGGCGUUGUGUGGUCUACCGGAGAUAUUUUUGCAUCUAAUGGGUCUCGUGCAGAGCUUACAGACCAUGGAAAUCUUGUUUUCAUAGACAAAGUUUCGGGAAGGACUCUAUGGCAAAGCUUUGAGCAUCUUGGUAAUACUCUGCUCCCUACGUCAAUUAUGAUGUAUAAUCUCGUCGCUGGUGAGAAGCGAGGAUUGACUGCUUGGAAAAGUUACACCGAUCCAUCGCCUGGCGAAUUUGUGGCUCUGAUUACACCGCAAGUGCCAUCACAGGGGAUUAUUAUGAGAGGCUCGACACGUUAUUAUAGAACCGGUCCAUGGGCUAAAACAAGGUUCACUGGAUCACCACAAAUGGAUGAAUCAUACACAAGUCCAUUCAUCUUAACACAGGAUGUAAAUGGGUCAGGAUACUUUUCAUUUGUUGAAAGAGGCAAACCUUCACGCAUGAUUUUAACAUCAGAGGGAACAAUGAAGGUCUUAGUGCAUAAUGGAAUGGACUGGGAAUCAACCUACGAGGGUCCAGCCAAUUCAUGUGAUAUAUAUGGCGUAUGUGGACCUUUUGGGCUUUGUGUUGUAUCAAUUCCUCCAAAAUGUAAAUGCUUCAAAGGUUUUGUUCCUAAAUUCGCUAAGGAGUGGAAGAAAGGAAACUGGACUAGUGGUUGUGUGAGGCGUACCGAACUACAUUGUCAAGGAAACUCCAGUGGCAAAGAUGCAAAUGUCUUCUAUACUGUUCCCAACAUAAAGCCUCCAGACUUUUACGAGUAUGCAAAUUCUCAGAAUGCUGAAGAAUGCCACCAAAAUUGCCUCCACAAUUGUUCUUGCUUGGCGUUUUCUUAUAUUCCUGGAAUAGGGUGCUUAAUGUGGAGCAAGGAUCUAAUGGACACAAGGCAAUUUUCUGCAGCAGGAGAACUUCUUUCCAUUCGUCUUGCACGUUCUGAGCUAGAUGUAAAUAAGCGCAAGAUGACCAUUGUUGCUAGUACAGUGAGCCUGACCCUAUUCGUGAUCUUUGGAUUUGCUGCAUUUGGUUUCUGGAGAUGCAGAGUGGAACAUAAUGCUCAUAUAUCAAACGAUGCAUGGAGGAAUUUUCUGCAAUCACAAGACGUCCCAGGUUUAGAAUUUUUUGAGAUGAAUGCCAUACAAACUGCCACCAAUAAUUUCAGUCUAUCAAACAAACUCGGUCCUGGUGGAUUUGGUUCUGUUUACAAGGGAAAACUGCAAGAUGGAAGAGAAAUUGCGGUAAAACGUCUUUCUAGCAGCUCUGGGCAGGGCAAACAGGAGUUCAUGAAUGAAAUAGUACUGAUAUCAAAACUCCAACACAGAAACUUAGUCCGGGUUUUGGGAUGCUGCGUCGAAGGAACAGAGAAGCUAUUGAUUUAUGGGUUCUUGAAAAACAAAAGCCUGGAUACUUUUGUCUUUGGUGGGUCACUUCUUACCCCUUUCGUGUAGUUUUCCCCUUUAUAUCUGGAAUUUCUUAUCUGAUAGCUUGUAUACUUAGAUGCAAGAAAAAAGCUCGAACUUGAUUGGCCAAAGAGAUUUGAGAUCAUUGAAGGUAUUGCACGUGGACUUCUCUAUCUCCACCGUGACUCACGCCUCAGAGUAAUUCACCGAGACCUGAAGGUCAGCAACAUUCUUCUGGAUGAGAAAAUGAACCCGAAAAUAUCAGAUUUUGGUUUGGCUCGGAUGUUUCAGGGAACCCAAUAUCAGGAAAAAACUCGCAGGGUUGUCGGAACUCUAGGAUAUAUGUCUCCUGAGUAUGCAUGGACUGGCGUAUUCUCUGAGAAAUCCGAUAUCUACAGUUUCGGAGUUCUGUUGUUAGAAAUCAUCAGCGGAAAGAAGAUCUCAAGUUUCAGCUAUGGCGAGGAGGGAAAAGCACUUCUUGCAUAUGUUAGUAAGACUUUAUGUUUUCAUGCAUUUGCAGAGGUUGCAAAAGGUUUGUUGCUUUGAUAUUCUUAAGAGUGGAAACUGAAAAACAGGCAUGGGAAUGUUGGUGUGAAACCCGAGAAGUUAAUUUUUUGGACCAAGCUCUUGCUGAUUCUAGUCACCCAUCUGAAGUUGGAAGGUGUGUACAGAUUGGUUUGCUCUGUGUUCAACACGAGCCUGCAGACAGACCAAACACACUUGAGUUGCUGUCUAUGCUUACCACAACAUCAGAUCUUCCUCUGCCCAAAAAACCCACAUUUGUAGUGCACACUAGAAAAGACGAAUCACCGUCAAAUGAUUCGAUGAUCACUGUCAAUGAGAUGACAGAGUCUGUGAUCCAAGGACGUUGAAACUGUAGAAUUGGAAUUAUUCUCUAUAAGGAUCAAAAUUUCUAAUGGUUGUAAAAUUACAUCCCUUCCUUUAUUAUUCAGAAACUUUUUAUCUA
Messenger RNA from Arabidopsis thaliana (thale cress), 3453 nucleotides. RefSeq names its product S-locus lectin protein kinase family protein. Gene Ontology annotation, cellular component: plasma membrane. Gene Ontology annotation, molecular function: protein serine kinase activity; protein serine/threonine kinase activity; protein kinase activity. NCBI's taxonomy places the organism in Eukaryota, Viridiplantae, Streptophyta, Magnoliopsida, Brassicales, Brassicaceae. Gene Ontology annotation, biological process: recognition of pollen. The record is from RefSeq and is marked reviewed. The transcript has 6 exons. The coding region runs from base 780 to 2534 and encodes 584 amino acids.